Messenger RNA from Prorocentrum cordatum, 1723 nucleotides. NCBI's taxonomy places the organism in Eukaryota, Dinophyceae, Prorocentrales, Prorocentraceae. The record is from the annotation of a GenBank genome assembly.
CAGGGGCGGCAGCUCAAAGAUCGAUCAGAAUCAGCGAUGCGCUCGCUGACUGCGUUGAGGUGUGCCAGGUCCUCCAUCGAGAAGGUCGGCAAUCGCAGGUCGUGCCAGUGAACCGUCAUUACGAUCACUGUCAGUUCCAAGUUGUCGUUCGGUGUAAACAGUAUUUUCACCCCGCUGGUCCUCAGGUUAAUCGUGCCCCUUUUGAUCGCAAUCAGCUGUAUAAUUUUUUCAUGAACGGUGUCCAUUGCGAUUCUGUGUAGGAGGCGUGCUGGUCCAUCGAGGUAAACUUGGAGGAGGCCCUUCACUCCCCCAGUGUGGACGAGGCUUGGGAGAUGCUUUGGGAGGCGGUUGAUAAGGCAACCAUCGAGGCGCUGGCUGAGACUGCGGUGCUCCCGCGCACUUCCAACGGGAUCGCCGGCGGUUGAGCGACCUCCAUACACAGCGGCGAGACUUACGAACUCGUCUUGGUGAUUCGCAUGCCGACGAGUGUGUCCGACUGAGUGCGCAGAUCCGUGUGUUGAGUAAGCGUCUUAAGCAGGCGAAGGAGGCGCAGCGUGCAGAGGCAGAUGCAGAGCUGUCCGAGCGUUUGUUCCACUUCUGCAGAACAGGGACAUGAAGAGGGUGUGGGAGCUCGCUCGCCUCCUCAGUCGGCGCGGAUUUGGGCGACAAGGUCGCGCUUUGUUCAAGGCGCGGGUGCACGCGGCCACAGACGCUGACUGGGAACAACACUUGUGCCACUCAGGAAAAGACGGCGGAUGUUUUGGGCUUGUCGCUGAUCUUCAGGGCUUUCGCCAACCUCCGCCUGGCCUCGGAUCGGCGUACCAUCCAGCGUGGGAUGAUUGGACGUGGGCCCAACAUGAGCUCGAGUGCUUCAAGCUGUGGGCCCAAAAGUUCAAGGUGAGUACAUCGUGGGUGUCGUGGUCGUGGCCGGAUGAGCUCAUUAGCGUGCUGUUCCGUCCAGGGUGGAAGCUACGAGACAAACACCGCCGAGGGCUUGGAGCUGAUGCUGAUGUUGACCGUGUUCCGUGGUUCACCCGUUCGUUUACCGCUGUGUUGGCGAAAGUACAUCAGUGCGGGCAAACACCGAUAGUGUGGCACCGCGGGGUGGGAGCGAGGCUUGACAUGGACAGCGGCAAACCAGGCGCCUUGGACGAGAGGCUGGAAGUCAUGCUGUGCGGGGUCGGCCGCACGUUCUAGCGGAGCUUGCUUGCUCAAGGCGACUUCGCAGUGGAAGCCCUUGUACGCCUACGGAGGGUUGCCGGGCCGUCGCCACGAGGAACCGAUGUUGAUACAGAGAGUUGCAGCGUGGCGUGCAGCGAAGCAGGGAUGGUUAGCUCCCUCUCGGUUCCAUGAUGGAACCAACGCUUUUUGGAGUAUUGGUCAACAUGUUGCCUCGAGUCGUUGACCUGUAUGGGCCCGAUGACGGCCGGGUUCUCUGCGCAGCGAGUGCAGCAUGCUCAUCUUCAGAUGUCGCGUGCGUCGAGUACUGGUGUGCGGGUGCGUCUUGGCGUUAUGCCAGGGGGCCAUGCCGGGCCCCGGUUUUUUGUCACAGGCCAUGCGAAUGGAGUGAAUGGAAUGCAUGUUGCGUUGCAUACGAGUAUUCCGACUACGUUUCACCAUGCUGGGCAAUCGUACGCCCUGUGGCUCACUAGUUUUAUCGAUGACAUUGGGAAUACCAUUCUGGCACAGAAGGUUCAGGAACUUCUGAAGUACGGUAAGGAAG